Molecule: messenger RNA, 3345 nt
Organism: Hypomesus transpacificus
Lineage: Eukaryota; Metazoa; Chordata; Actinopteri; Osmeriformes; Osmeridae
Gene: mcm7
Product: minichromosome maintenance complex component 7
Exons: 15
Coding region: 174-2357 (727 amino acids)
Biological process (GO): double-strand break repair via break-induced replication; DNA replication initiation; DNA replication
Cellular component (GO): MCM complex; nucleus
Molecular function (GO): single-stranded DNA binding; ATP binding; ATP hydrolysis activity
Source: RefSeq, a predicted model, not a curated record
CAGCUCCUAAUCUGAUUGGACAGUGAGGUCGGCAGACUCGCGCCAGUUUUACGCCGUUUUCAGAGCACUUUGUGAAGAAUCGUCUCCGGUGGCUGUGCGAAACAAAUAAUAACACACUUUCUGAUUGCACAUUUCUUUAUAGUCAAUAUCUUUAAAAAUUGGCAUUAGCAAUAAUGGCCCCCAAGGAUUAUUUGGCUGAGAAAGAGAAAUGCAAGCGUUUCCUGCAGGAGUUUUACAGUGAAGACGAUUCUGGGAAGAAAGUGUUCAAAUAUGGAGCUCAGCUUGUGUCCCUGGCCCACAGGGAGCAGGUGGCCCUCCAGGUGGACCUGGACGACCUGGCGGAGGAGGACCCAGAGCUGGUGGAGAGCGUCUGUGAAAACGCCAGGCGCUACACGGCCCUGUUCUCAGACGCCAUCCAGGAGCUGCUGCCAGAGUACCGUGAGAGAGAGGUGGUGGCCAAAGACUCCCUGGAUGUCUACAUCGAGCACAGGCUGAUGAUCGAGCAAAGGGGUCACGACCCCGCAGACAACAGGGACGCCCGCAACCAGUACCCAGCAGAGCUCAUGAGGAGAUUUGAGCUGUACUUCAAACCUCCCACCACCAACAAACCCAAGGUGGUCCGUGAUGUGCGGGCAGACAGCAUCGGUCACCUGGUGACGGUGAGGGGCAUUGUUACGCGUGCCACUGAGGUCAAACCUAUGAUGGCGGUGGCUACUUACACGUGUGACCAGUGCGGUGCUGAAACCUAUCAGCCGAUCCAGUCCCCCACCUUCAUGCCCCUCAUCAUGUGUCCCAGCCAAGAGUGUGUCACCAACAAGUCUGGAGGGAGGCUGUACCUGCAGACCAGAGGGUCAAAGUUCGUCAAGUUCCAGGAACUGCGCAUUCAGGAACACAGCGACCAGGUGCCGGUGGGGAACAUCCCCCGGAGCAUGAGCAUCUACGCUCGCGGUGAGAACACGCGUGUGGCCCAGCCCGGGGACCACGUGGCCGUGGCCGGAGUCUUCCUCCCUCUGCUCCGCACCGGCUUCAGGCAGGCUGUGCAGGGACUCCUGUCAGAGACGUACCUGGAGGCUCACAGCGUCACGUUGAUGAAUAAGACCGAGGACGACGAGUUGGGGAGCGGGGAGCUCAGCGAGGACGAGCUCCAGCUGAUCACAGAGGAGGACUUUUACGAGAAGCUGGCAGGCUCCAUCGCCCCGGAGAUAUACGGCCACGAGGACGUGAAGAAGGCUCUCCUGCUGCUGCUGGUGGGGGGCGUCCAGCAGGCCCCUAAAGGGAUGAAGAUCAGAGGCACCAUCAACAUCUGCCUGAUGGGAGACCCAGGAGUUGCCAAGUCUCAGCUGCUGUCCUACAUCGACCGCCUGGCCCCUCGCAGCCAGUACACGACAGGACGGGGGUCCUCUGGCGUGGGUCUGACGGCGGCCGUGAUGCGAGACCACCUGACCGGGGAGAUGACCCUGGAGGGCGGGGCCCUGGUGCUGGCCGACCAGGGGGUUUGCUGCAUCGACGAGUUUGACAAGAUGGCCGACGCCGACCGCACGGCUAUCCACGAGGUGAUGGAGCAGCAGACCAUCUCCAUCGCCAAGGCGGGCAUCAUGACCUCCCUCAACGCCCGCUGUUCCAUCCUGGCGGCCGCCAACCCGGCCUACGGCCGCUACAACGCCCGCAAGACCAUCGAGCAGAACAUCCAGCUGCCCGCCGCGCUGCUCUCCCGCUUCGACCUGCUGUGGCUGAUCCAGGACAAGCCGGAUGCAGACUCCGACCUGCGACUCGCCCAGCACAUCACCUACGUCCACCAGCACUCCCGCCAGCCGCCCACCCACUUCACCCCCAUCGACAUGAAGCUCAUGAGGCGCUACAUCUCUCAGUGUAAGAAGCGUCAGCCGGUGGUGCCCGAGGCUCUGGCUGACUACAUCACAGCCGCCUACGUGGAGAUGAGGAAGGAGGCGCGCGUCAGCAAGGACACCACCUUCACCUCCGCCCGAACCCUGCUCUCCAUCCUGCGCCUCUCCACCGCCCUGGCCCGUCUGCGUCUGGUGGACCAGGUAGAGAAGGAGGACGUGAACGAGGCCAUGAGACUCAUGGAGAUGUCUAAGGACUCUCUGCAGGCCGACAAGUCCAGCACCACCAGAGCCCAGCGGCCGGCCGACGUGAUCUUCUCCCUGCUGCGUGAGCUGGCCACGGAGGGCGUGGCGGGGCGCGGCGGCGCCGGAGGCGUGGUCCGCAUGGCGGAGGCGGAGCAGCGCUGUGUGUCGCGGGGCUUCACCCCCGCCCAGUUCCAGGAGGCGCUGGAGGAGUACGAGGAGCUGAACGUGUGGCAGGUGAACCAGGGCCGCACACGAGUCACCUUCGUCUGAACACACCAGGCGUAAUCCCGCGAGACUUCGAACAACUCUUCUUGAUUAUGCGGUCUCCAGCUUAAACCCGCGAGAGUUCAAGCUGCCCUUCUGAUGAGCUGCUUAUGUAGACUUGUAAUGGACUGUCUAUUUGAAUCUGCCUUCACGCCCAUCAUGGUUUUUACUGCUAGCUGUUGUGGCGGCUCUGCAGUCAUUUAGCUCAUGGGAUUACAGAAGGGUUUGUUUCUUGACUUUAUUGUGUUUUUUUUUAUGUUGUGUGUUCCCAAAUAAAGAAUAUUGUAAAUAUAUUUCUUUCGAUUUUAGAUGAAGUAUACUCCUUUAUCAUUUUUUUAUGCAAAUAUGUAGUGGCUGUUUGCAUCUGUCAAAGAUGCAAAUUUAUAUCUUCAGUUAAACCCACUUGGCAUUUUACACGGACGUAAAUGUUAUCAUUUGUGUAAAAAGAAACAAACUAUGGCAAUGGAAAUGUAUACUUCUCUUACGCCAAAUGAACACAUUUGUUUGAUAGAUUUUAGAUGGAGCAAGUGAUUUCAAUAGCGCCAUAAGAUGUCCGUACAUGUUGGAAAACCUCAAUCUUUCUCAAACACCUGGUUUGUUAUCAGAGCAGCUUUGCAGUGGAGACAGUAAUUGCUGCUUUUAGUAGCACCUGUAGACGUGUUUUAACUAUAAACUCUUAAAGGGAAUGACUGUAUUUACAGAUCUAUGGAAAAUGUCUCAAUGUAAGAAAAUAAAUUCCUGGGGGAUUGUGCUCUGUUACAAUGAGUGCGGACAAUGUUUAAAACACGCUAUUAUAGAUUGAGACAGAUGUUUUCUGUAGCCUAAUUCGCCGUUCAGGGUGACGUUGUGAUACUUAUUUUUUUUUACUUCUGUACAUGGGUAAUACCAUAUUAUUUGAGUAAAAAAAAAUGUAUUUAAAAAAGCCUACAUAUUGUCAAACUGGAUGAUCUCCCCACUAGACUGCAUCUCUUCAAAAUUAAAAAGUUGGCCUAUG